Molecule: messenger RNA, 2770 nt
Organism: Plectropomus leopardus (leopard coralgrouper)
Lineage: Eukaryota; Metazoa; Chordata; Actinopteri; Perciformes; Serranidae
Product: tripartite motif-containing protein 14
Molecular function (GO): protein binding; zinc ion binding
Source: RefSeq, a predicted model, not a curated record
CUGCAGCGCAUCGCGGAAGCAGAAACUAAAUAUCAGCCAAAACAAAAUGGGAGCAUCGCUGGACACCCCGGCGAGGUGUCCCCUGUGUAACGAGCAGACCCGGGACCCCGUCACUCUGAAGUGUAACCACCGGUUCUGUCAGCGGUGUAUCGGAGACUUGUGGAGUGUGUCCCCAGACGGGCCGUACCACUGUCCGGAGUUCAGGUGCAAAACAGUGUACCAGACGCUGCCGUUUGCGUUUGGCAGCAAGCGGCCGCCCAACAACAGUCAAUGGACUCAGCCUCGCGGCGCUGCAGGCACAUCCAGUAAUGAUGAAACCACAUUUGACUCCAUUCUGCGGAGGCCCUCGCUCAGCAGCCGACUUCUAGGGAAGAGAAAAGCCAGCACCCCUGUACCAGAGCAACCUGACACAAAGCGAUCAACUGUCGAAUCUCCCCGCGAACGGUCCAGUGACACGGAGACCCCCACCACUUCCUUCUCAGAUAAACCUGGGCAGUCGACUAGUGUAGAGACACCCAACAAGAAAGUGCCCCCAGAAUCUACACAGUCUGAGCGUGGUGAUGGCACAUCCUCCAGCGACAUCUCUGACAGCGAGGCAGUACCUGCAAGUGAUGUGCCCCAAGACAUCUCAAUCCAGCCGAACCAGCAUAAAUCAGAAGAAAUCAUCUCACUGGAUGACUCUGACACCUCCAAUGAAGUAGAUAUUUGUGAUGCACCUGCUCUGGCAACCCCAAAGAAAGACACACAGGUGACAAGAAUUCUUACAUCACCAGAGACACCAGCCUCGUCCACCAGCUUUGAUUCCUUUCCUGGAGUCUCAACUCCAGGUAAAAUGAAGUCUCCUGUACAUCCUGUCAGCAAGCCUUCGCCGAUACCCACUAAACAUCCUGCCGCUGCCUCAGGAUCCCCAGUUUGUGUUGGCAACUUCCUAGGGUCAGAGAGCAAAAAUGACAGCCUUGUGCCCUGUCAUUAUUGCCCUAAAACUAGGUGUCAGCCUGCUGUGAAGACCUGCCUGGUGUGCGGAGCAUCUAUGUGUAUAGAGCACCUGCAUCCCCACUUGGACUCCCCUGUCUUUCAGAAUCACACCCUGGUCCCUCCCAUGGAGGAUUUUUCCCCCUGGAGGUGCCAGGAGCACCAGGAGAUAAACCGUAUCUACUGUCAACAGUGUGGAGUGUGUGUGUGCACGGUGUGUACGGUCAUUGGCUCGCACCGGGACCACAUCUGCAUCAGCAUCAGGGAGGCAGAGAGAGAGCUCAGGGGGAACCUAAAGGAAGAGAUCAGGCAGCUGCAGGAGGCUGAACAUCAAAUGAAGAACAGGGUGACUGAACUCACACAGAAGAAAGAGACAUUCAGAGUGGUUCUUAGUGAAGCCCGAGCAGGGGUGCAGCAGCAGUACAGAGCCAUCAGAGAGGCCCUGGAGCAGGAGGAGCAAACAGCUCUGGGGUGUGUGACUAAGGAGGAGAACAGGGUUCUGGGGGGACUAGAGGAGAAACUCAGCCACCUUCAGAGCUCCCUGCAAUCCGUUCAGAAAGGCCUCCACACCCUGGAGGCGCUGGCUGAUGCCAAGGGGGACAAACGCAUUCAGGACCAGGUCUUCAUUAUGGAAUACAGCAAGGUUGCCCAACUGUCUAGUGAUAUGGGGAACUAUGUGGACCAGUCCGAGGCUCCAGAGGAAGUAGAUCAAGGCCGUCUGAAUUGUCUGCAGAGGUGGACCGAGAAACGUCUGGACACAGUCAUCAUCACUGUGCCAGGACAACACAGAGACCUCUACAGACUGCUCUAUGGCACUGCUCCCUCCUUGGAUGCAGAUACAGCCCAUCCAAAGCUGCAUCUGUCUGAUAACAACAGGAAAGUGACCUACAGUGAAGCCCAGCAGGCCUACAUGGACCACGAGGCUCGUUUCAGCUCCUUCCCACAGGUCCUGGCCUCCUGUGCCCUGGAGGAGGGGCGCUGGUACUGGGAGGUGAAUGUAUCUGCAGAUGAAGGCCGCUGGAAGGUGGGGCUGUGUGAGGGUCAGAUAGAGAGAAAAGGCCAAAAGGACAACUCUCGUCUGGGCUUCAACUCGUACUCCUGGUGCCUGGCCUGUGACAGAAGGAAGGUGGAGGCUCUGCAUAACAAGGUGGCGGUUCCUGUGGACGCAGAUGGGCUGCAGAGGGUAGGAGUGUUCCUCGACUUUGAUGAGGGUGUUUUAUCAUUCUUUAAUGUGACACCAGGGGGCAGUCUAGCUUUGAUGCAUUCCUUCAAGCACAGGUUUACUGACCCUCUGUACCCAGCCUUGUCUGUGUCUAAAACACACCUGGCCAUCUGUGAUCUGUUUGAGUCGUAAACCAUGCAGUGCUGGCAUGUCGAUCAUGCUGGAAAUUUGCAGAAUACAUGGAAAUGCUGUGCCUUUUUAUAUCUUAAAACCACUUCAUUAUUAAAAAAUAUGUAAACCUGUAAAAGUCUCGGGGAUGAUAAUUUAGUCAUGCACUGUAUGUAAUGCUGUUUUUUAAGCAAAUAUCCCUAAAUGUGAUUUUACAUACAUUUUUAUCAUAUAUGGAACUGGAAUUGUAGUGAACCAGAAAUGCUGUUCAUUAUUCAUGCAACAUUCCAAACAGCUGCAACAUAUUUGUCUUUGUAUCAGAAUUUCAAUUUUCAUGUUUUUUGAAGUUUGCCAAAAAUAGCAAAUGGGCAAGUUUGUACAUUGGAGGCAGAUUAUCAGUGCAUAUUUUUUUUUAAAAAAAGUUGAUUUGGAUAAUAUUUCCAUUUCAAAUGUGUUUUAAAAAUGUUU